Molecule: messenger RNA, 2960 nt
Organism: Myripristis murdjan (pinecone soldierfish)
Lineage: Eukaryota; Metazoa; Chordata; Actinopteri; Holocentriformes; Holocentridae
Gene: ndnf
Product: neuron-derived neurotrophic factor
Exons: 4
Coding region: 516-2243 (575 amino acids)
Biological process (GO): extracellular matrix organization
Molecular function (GO): heparin binding; protein binding
Source: RefSeq, a predicted model, not a curated record
UGCUGGGUUUUUUUCUGUGCAGGGGCUGUGGUUGUGCAGGAGGAGUGGGCUGGUUCCUCAGUUAUUAGGCUGUUUCUUGGAGUCUUCCUACAGAGAGCGCAGGGAAGAAGAAGUUCGCACCAGUUUGCCUCCAGUCUAGUCGAGGUUUCAAUAGCAGCAGCGCGGCAGGGGAGGGACGCACUGCCAGCACUCAGGAUACCCACUCAUACACAUGCACUUAAACACACUCACACACACUCCUGCCCACUAGAGACCAGUUCAAUCCUCAAGAAAACUGCCAACACGCACAAGAGCAGUCGCCUAAUCCGAUUGAUAGGCUUCUACAGCAAAAACUGAACUGAGGAAACUAUUGGACACUGAAGAGAAGAACUUGAUUUUUUAUUUUAUUUUAUUUUAUUUUUUUCUAAGUCACAUUUCUGUUAGUUGAUUAGUUUUUUAUUGUGGUGAUAAAGGCAUUUUUUGCAAGCAAGUACCACCAUCCUUCAGACAACUUCGCAGUUUCAGAAUCCGAAAGGAUGAGGCAGUGUAAAGGAGCUGAGGGUUGGAGGAGUGUGCUCAUGCUUGUGCUGUUGGGCCUGGGAGCUGUGGCCCAGAAGCUGCCCACGCGGGACGAAGGGCUGUUCCAGAUGCAGAUCAGAGACAAGGCGCUGUUCCAUGACUCCUCCGUCAUACCGGAUGGAGCGGAGAUCAGUGGCUACCUGUUCAGAGACACACCCAAGAGGUACUACUUUGUGGUGGAAGAGGACAACACCCCGCUGUCUGUGACUGUGACACCUUGUGACGCUCCUCUUGAGUGGAAACUGACUCUGCAGGAACUGCCCGAAGAAGCCAGUGGAGAAGGAUCAGGAGAGCCUGAGCCGCUCGACCAGCAGAAACAGCAGGUGACAGUAGAUGAGGGGACGGAGCUCUUCACCUAUAAGGGUAAUGAUGUGGAGUCCUAUGUAGCCACCAGCACGCCGUCCGGUCUCUACCAACUGGAACUGCUCUCCACAGAGAAGGACAGCAACUUCAAGGUGUACGCAACCACCACUCCAGAGUCUGACCAGCCCUACCCCGAGCUGCCCUACGACCCACGUGUGGAUGUGACCGCACUGGGACGUACCACUGUCACCUUGGCCUGGAAGCCUACACCCACUGGCACGUUGAUGGGCCAGCCUGUCCAGUACUGCGUAGUCAUCAACAAGGAGCACAACUUCAAGAGCAUGUGUGCUGCUGAAGCUAAGAUCAAUGCUGACGACGCCUUCAUGCUGGCUCCAAAGCCCGGCAGAGACUUCAGCCCAUUUGACUUUUCACACUUUGGCUUUGUCCCCUCUGACAAUGAUUUUGGCAAGGACCGAGGCUUCACAAGUAACAAGAUCUCACGGGGCUACGCGGCCAAGCCCAGAGCGUCAGACAUUGUGAAGGUGUGCAUUGGCAAUAAGAACAUUUUCACUGUGUCAGACCUGAAACCAGACACACAGUACUACUUUGACGUGUUUGCUGUGAAUUCAGCCACGAACACCAGCACGGCGUAUGUGGGCACUUUCGCUCGCACUAAAGAGGAAGCUCGCCAGAAGACCGUGGAGUUGAAAGACGGCAAAGUGUCUGAUGUUUUCAUCAAGAGAAAGGGCAGCAAGUUUCUGCGCUUUGCUCCCGUCUCCUCCCACCAGAGGGUCACUCUGUUCGUCCAUACGUGCCUGGACGCUGUGCAGGUGCAGGUGAGGCGUGAUGGCAAGUUGCUGCUCUCCCAGAAUGUGGAGGGGGUGCGGCAGUUCCAGCUUCGGGGAAAGCCAAAGGCCAAGUACCUGAUCCGUUUGCGAGGCAGCAGGAAAGGGGCCUCCACUUUGAAGGUGCUAGCCACCACACGGCCCAGCAGCAAACAGCCCUUCCCUUCACUUCCUGAGGACACACGCAUUAAGGCCUUUGACAAGCUGCGCACCUGCUCCUCCGCCACUGUGGCUUGGCUGGGCACGCAGGACCGCAACAAGUACUGUAUUUACCGUAAGGAGGUGGCUGAGACUUACGGCGAGGAGCAGCGACGCCGUGAACAGAACCAGUGUGCUGGGCCAGAGACCCGCAGGAAGUCAGAAAAAGUCCUGUGCAAGUACUUCCACAGCCCGAACCUGCAGAAGGCUGUGACUACAGAGACCAUCACAGGUCUGGAGCCAGGCAAGACCUACCUGCUGGAUGUUUACGUGGUGGGCCACAGUGGUCACUCAGUCAAAUACCAGAGUAAACUGGUGAAAACAAGGAAAUACUGCUAAAUGACUCUGCAAAGAAUAAAUCUAUUAUAAAUAUAUAUAUUAAAUAAGUUUAUUUAACUCUAAGUGAUAUUCUACUAAGGAGUGUAUACAGACUGACUACUCACACAGCUGAUGGGCCUGUGGCAGUGACUGAACUGUUUGUAGAGAGAGAUAUCAACCUGUAUAUUUAUGUUUACAUUUCGUUGUGGCACGUCUGGGUGACCUGUAGCGCGAGGUGCUUUGUCGCCAAGAUUUGGGUCUCUACAUUCUGUUGCUAUUGGGGAGGCAGAGCUUCAAAGAUCAUUUCUCAUCUUGUAUGUUUCUUGUUUGCUGCAUGAAAUUCGCUUUUGGUUUGUCAUAUUUGUUUGUUCCUUCAGUUUCAAAUCACAUUGACCAGAGGAGAUACAGUAGCUACCUGCAUUGUACAGUUCUCGCUGCAUAUUCAAUAUGUUUUAGGAGGGAUUUAAAUUAUUUUAUACUUUUUGCCUCUUUUUUUGAUUAUUUUGUUUUUAUUGAUGACGAUAAUAACUGUUAUGAGGAAAUUCCAGUUCUAUGAGGAAAUUGUCGUAGUUGAGACAUUCCCUUGUGUAUCUCAGCCAGUGUUUGCUCUAGAGUCCAUCUGUAAAUGUGUUCUGUGCUGGAGGUCUGUGUAUUAUCACUGUAUCACUGUGUGUGUCACAUGUACAGAGUUGUCCUGCCAAUAUUCAUGUACAUAAACACUAAAUAUAGAACAAGUAA